Messenger RNA from Theileria parva strain Muguga, 705 nucleotides. RefSeq lists its product as uncharacterized. The coding region runs from base 1 to 705 and encodes 234 amino acids. The transcript has a single exon. The record is from RefSeq and is a predicted model, not a curated record. Lineage: Eukaryota; Apicomplexa; Aconoidasida; Piroplasmida; Theileriidae.
AUGCCCCCACCAGGAGGAAUAAUAGAUGGUUACAAUUUCUUUUAUUUUCAGUUACGACUCAAAUUUACAAUGGCAUCAUUGUUUCUAACAGUUAUUCCUUCUGGCAAUGUGAUGUGUGGCGUAAUUCGCCCCAAAAAGUCUGUGGAAGACUCUAACACAGAUUCUUCCAGUUUAUCCGGUCAGGAUUCCACCCAUUUCAGCAACACAACUGAUGUAGAAGCUGAGACCGGGCUUGAGGGUACCCAGAAUGAAGGUGUUGAACCAGAAAUACUAUUCUGUGAACUCAAAAACUUCGUGUUUUAUGACGGGGAUAUGAAAAUGGUUGAUCCCUCUAGAUACCACGUAGAAUUCCUAGAUAUCCUAUUUGUAUUCCUCUUCAAUUGUUUCCUUGGCAAAAUUGACUACGGAACAGAGACCAUCUGGAACAUAAAAGAUUAUCCUAUUCCGAUAAUUGUGGCUUCUUUGACUGUAGAACCAUUCUCGAACCAUUUCGUUCUCAAGUGCCAGGAAGAUUUAAAGUUGACAAUCCCCUAUCCUUUUACCAAUUUCCCCGAUCUUAAGGAACUCCAGGAGCAAUCAACCGAGGAGCAAUCAACCGAAGAAGAAAUAACCGAGGAAGAAAUAACCGAGGAAGAAAUAACCGAGGAAGAAAUAACCGAGGAAGAAGAAAUCGAAGAGCAUGAAACAAGUGAGGAAGAAGAGUAA